AUGCUUAUUCAAGGUUAGAUGUUCCUUUGAAGCCGAGAGACGUUUUGUUGCAGGUAAACAAAAAUUACAUAGCCUACUGUGAUGUUCCGUCCUUUUUCACAUUUAUAAGUAAAAUCGUCUUUUUAUCUCCAUGACAAUAACGCGCUAGGCUUUCUGAUUUUGUCUCGCAUCACUAUAGUCUGCACUCUGCAGGCAGGCUGCUGUAUGGACCGGCUGCACGCGAGUCUGAGGAUCACCAGUUGCCUCACGGUUAAAAUCAUUUUACAUUAAUAUUAAAAUAAAUAAAUGACAUUAAAAAUCUAAGUUAUCACUUUGGUAAUCUAAAAUACGUUUCGGAUGUAACUGUAAUCUGAUUACCACCCAUUUAAAAUGUAACUAUAACGAAAUACAGUUACUCAUAUUUUGUAUUUUAAAUAUGUAACGACGUUACAUGUAUUUCGUUACUCCCCAGCCCUGGAUAUACUGUGUGAAACAUGUACAUGAGGUGUUGUCUAUUAGAUAAUCUGAAUAAGAGUAGCCCUGCCUUCUUCCUUGUUCUAACCGCUUCUUAUUUUCCUGUCGUGGUUUUCAGUGGCUACUUUUCACACUGAGAUGACAGUUGAUUUAAGUGUAAUAAAAAGCAUCAUAUAAAUAAUGUCUACAUGUAGAAAUCUAGAUCAAGAAAUCUAAUUCCUGACUUACGAUGCCUGGAUGUUACAUUCACGUUUGGCUGUUUUUCUUUGCUGUUUUGGGCAACGAGAGAAACUGAAGUCAAAGAAGUGAAGACGGGCUUAUACAGUCGUGUUGAGCUCACUGGAGAGGAACUUGAUCAACAUAUUGCUGAUUCUCUGCAGUCAGUGGAAUGGACCAAACAAAACAGAUCAGUAACGUGUCUAUGCUUUAAAAAAAAUACCACAUUAAAAGCUUCAUUCAGUCAAUGCUGUGGAACGGCUCAUUUCUAUUUAAACAAUAACACCCUCAUUCUGGAGAAUGUGACAGCAAAGGAUGAAGGAGUCUUUAAGGAAACUAUAGUUCUAAUAAAUGUAACUAUAAAACACCAAAACUUUACAUUAAUUAUUCAGUACCCUCCAAGUCCAGGAGAAAUUGUGGUCUCCUGGACCUCCAACACAUCUGUGACUCUCAAAUGUGAAGUGAGCGGCUUAUUUCUGCAUCUGAUGUGGAAGAGAGAAGGAGUCCCUAUUCUAGAGAAACACAGACACUCGUUCAGUGAUAAGAACCAAACUCUACACAUCAGCAACAUAACCAGCUCUGAUUACGGCACGUACAGCUGUAUUGCUUCAAAUGCAUAUGGACAAUCAGAAAAGCACACAUAUAUUACUGGUGAGAAAUCAACUGUUUACCAAGAAAAUGGUGCUAAAGAUAAAACUCGGUCUGAUCAGACUGUGCUUUCAAGUGGACUUACACUCACAGGUGUUUUGGGACUGUGCAUCGUCUUCUGCUGUCUUUACAAAUACCAUCACAGGCAAAGAGCAGAAAAAGACAGAACUACAGAUGAAGGGGGCGCAGACAAUGACCUUGGUAUUUAUCAGAAAGUACCUGACACCGAAGAGGUGACUCCUUUACCGUACGUCUACACAGACUUCAUUAAACCGAGAGAGAGCAGUCAAGCCUCCGCUGCCGCGCAACACUUUGAGGACUUUGGUUACUCUGAGGUCGGACCCACAAGCAGAGAAGAAGCGAUCGUUCUGGAGGACUUUGGUUACUCUGAGGUCGGACCCACAAGCAGGGAAGAAACCGCCGUUCUGGGUGAAUGUGUCUCUAAUGAACAGCCCACAGCGUGUCCUGAUGCUGGAGAGGAAUGACAACUGAUAUAAGAGACUACAAAACAUGUUGGAGUGAAACAGCGAAUACUAACACACUUUCAUAUUCACUGAUCUGGUGCAGUGCAACUUAAAAGUGCAACAGAUUUAUAAGCAAGGCUAACGGGUAUAAAAUACAAACAACAACAAAAAAAAACCUUACAACCUGAUCAACCACCACUAGAGAGCAGCAAAAACAGCUGAAACAUACACUCGGAAAAAGGUACAACGCUGUCACUUAACUUUGUACCUUAUUUACCCCUAAAUGGUGCAUAUUUUAGUACCUUAAAUGUACAUAUUAGUAUUUUAAAAGCACGUGUAAGUACAUUUUGAAUGGUUACCGCCUCAGUGUCACCCCCUCCCCCUUUAUUUCUGAGAGUGUAAAGCAGCUCUACCACCUUUCACCAUGACGGUUUCCAAAUAUUACAGAUACAGAAACGAUGGACAGUAGCCUACAUCUUAAAAAUAAUAGUUUCAUGAUUACGAUUACAUUCAAUAAGCAUCAUUCUGAAAAACUGCAACAUGUUACCUCUCUUGCACUUGGCACUGGAUCAUGUGACUUUGAUAACACACUAUGGACUAAUACAAUGACUUCAUUGAGUACUUCAGUGUCUUGCAAUAAGAAACAAUGUUUGAAGUGACAUUUAAGUAUAUGCACACUGUGAGUGGUCAUAAUAGUGACUGUCAUACACAGUGAUUAAAUAAAUGACUUAUGCCUUUCAGAGCAAUUUGGAGCAAAAGUGGUUUGUCUUGCAUGACAAACCUUGUUAAAAGUUCUGUAUAUCAAUUACAACAUGUCAUGGGGUCAGCAGCAGAUUAAUUGAUGACAAAAGGCAAAUCUAGAUGUCUGUAAAGAGGCCAAAAACAGUGCACAAUAAGAGACCAAAACAGGUCAAAGCAUUUGAGAGACAGCUGUUAAUCAUCUAAUGAGAGUGUAAACUAAACCUUUUAUUUAAAUUUUUAUAGAGUACCUUCAUGUCUAAAGCAAUGUCUUUAUUGGGAUUCCUCAAAGCAACCAGGAAUACACACUGCAGUAGGAUGCAAAGAAUAGGUUCCUUUCUUUGUUUUUCCUUCAGAAAAAAGUAAAAUAAAACUAUUUCCUUUUAACACACGUUAAUUUAACUGUAC
Onychostoma macrolepis is the source of this 2927-nucleotide messenger RNA. RefSeq lists its product as uncharacterized. The transcript is spliced from 7 exons. The record is from RefSeq and is a predicted model, not a curated record. Bases 1155 to 1802 code for a protein of 215 amino acids. Lineage: Eukaryota; Metazoa; Chordata; Actinopteri; Cypriniformes; Cyprinidae.